AGGACAAAUUUUAUUUUCUAAUAAUGUGACUUGCGAUUUGGUUUUCGGAUUCGUAGAUCUAGACUUUGCGCCGCCUUACUGCAGAUGCUAAACAGGGUCAUUUUCGGAAAAUCAGUUGAUAAAUACAUCAUCUCGCAUAUACAAAUCGCACAGCAGAUUUCUAGGGCUCAAACAUCCCUCGCUGUCGAUCCCUCGAACCCCAAUUCGAUCCGAUCAAAUCGCGUUCAGUCAAUUAGGGUUUCGAUAUUUUCACUGAUCGGGAGAGAUGCCUCAGAGACACUCGAAGAACAACAACGACCUCGCUUUCUUCACGUAUGACGAGAAGCGGAAGCUUGGGUACGGCACCCAGAAGGAGCGGCUGGGGAGGGACUCGAUUAAGCCGUUCGACGCUUGUUGCCUCUGCUUGAAACCCUUGAUUGACCCCAUGUGUUGCCAGAAAGGCCACGUCUUUUGUAAAGAAUGCAUUCUCGAGUGCCUUUUGGCUCAGAAGAAAGACAUUCAAAGGAAGCUAGCUGCGCAUGUUGCUCAGCAGAAGCAAGAAAAAGAGGAGGAAGAAGAGAAGCUAAUGCUACAGAAAGCCAGAGAGCUUGAUGCGUUUGAUCAACAAAACCACGGUGCGGUCCCUCAAUACAGCGACAAGAACUACAACAAGGACAAGAAUGGCUUCCAUGGCGCAAACAGCGUCAAAACCACCUCUUAUGAGGAAGAAGCACUCAGAACCAUGAAAGCAUUCUGGCUUCCCUCAGCCACCCCAGAAGCAACUGCCAAGGUGGAGGCCCCACCCUCCACAACAACCUGUCCAGAAGGCAAGGAGAAUCUCAAGUUGAAAACUCUAUUCCCAAUCUACUUCACUGAAGAUAGUUCUGAGGAUAAGAAAUCAAAGUCUCUUGAGAAGAGCUAUAUUUGCCCUAGUUGCAAGGUUACUCUUACAAAUACACUGUCGCUUACGGCCCUAAGUUCUUGUGGUCAUGUGUUUUGCAAGAAAUGUGCAGAUAAGUUUAUGGCGGUUGAUAAGGUUUGUUUGGUUUGCAACAAGGGAUGUAAAGAGCGGCAUUUGGUUCCAUUGCAGAAAGGAGGGACAGGAUUUGCAGGCCAUGAUGAUCAUUUGCUGGCGACGGAUUUUAAGCAUUUGGGUAGCGGCUCUGGGUUGGGGCUUGUGAGGCCUGCAAUGAAGACAUGAAAUGGAUACAUAGUGGGUAAUUACACUCUAUUGUUGUACUGUGUUUUUCUUCCUUUUGACAUGUUUUUGUUCUGUCUUGUGUGCUUUAGUCCAGUUUUAGUCGGACAUGUUUAUUGUGAGAUCAGUGGAAGUACAUCAUGUUGUAAUGGUAAGGUUUAAGCAGUUUUUUUUUUCCUUUCAAAA
This is a messenger RNA of Rhododendron vialii, 1363 nucleotides long. RefSeq names its product E3 ubiquitin-protein ligase CSU1. The coding region runs from base 266 to 1180 and encodes 304 amino acids. Gene Ontology annotation, cellular component: nucleus. The record is from RefSeq and is a predicted model, not a curated record. Gene Ontology annotation, molecular function: ubiquitin protein ligase activity. The transcript is spliced from 2 exons. Lineage: Eukaryota; Viridiplantae; Streptophyta; Magnoliopsida; Ericales; Ericaceae.